GCGUUAAGACCUUCCUCUUGUGUUGUAAAGCCAGCAAGAAAGCAAGGAUUGAACUACUCUGAGCUCUCACAUCUCCUGUGAAGGACACCAAAUUCAUGCAACUUUAGAAACUCAUCAUCAGAACAAACCAACGAAAGGCCUGGGCUGUGGUGACAGUCCUAGAGUGUGUAGUGUCUGCUUGCCUGGUCUCCACCUCAUCCAGUCUCACCAGGGGAGCGUUUGCAAGGUGAAGAUGAACAGUGGAAUUCUCUUCUUGUCCCUCCUUGGCUUCCUCCCACUUGGUAUACCCACAUGCCCUGUGCCAUGCAGGUGUGCCACCAACAUUAUUGACUGCACAUCAAAAGGCCUAACUGUAGCAAAACUACCAGUUGCUUUCCGCCCCUCAGCUGAAAUUAUCCACCUUGGUUACAACAAGCUCACCUCUAUUCCCAGUGGGCUCUUUGACAACCUGAAGAGCCUGCAGGUAGUCUACCUGCAGGGCAACCCGUGGGAAUGCAACUGUGAGAUCCUCUACUUGCGCUCCUGGCUCCAGUGGCAGCAGAACCGGACCUUAUACAGGGAUGUGAGAUGCACCUCCCCAGCUCACCUGCAGGACCGAAUCAUUGCCUAUCUGACAGAAGAUGAAAUCAUCUCCACAUGCCAGUACUGGUACUGCAAUCUGGCUCUCCUCUCUCAGCUCUGUCUCGUCAUCCUCCUUUUCCUCCAGGGUAUCUUGGUUAUCUUCAUCAUUGUCUACCUGCAGAAAUUUCGGAGAAUGACCGCUGAAGCCCGGAGCACCACCCGAGAUCUACACCAGAAUGUAGACACCUGGGUAUCUUCUUCAAGAAGCCCCUACAACAGUGAUUAACAUCACAAGACUGAAGACCCUCCUCCCCCUUGAGUGAUGCUGUGCCAAGGUCAUGUGGUUUGUGACAUCCAGAGGGGACAAUUCAGUGCAGCAUCUAAUCCUGACUGCAGUCCAAAGCAGGUCUUGAACUGAUCAGACACUUGCUGUAUUUCCAAAGACCUGAUCUUGUGUUUUUUAAUGCUUUAAACUCUUUAGUUGUUUGUUUUUUUUUUUUUUCUUUAAACUCUUUGAUUGCUUUGCUGAGCUGGGAGUGGUUCUGGUUUGGUAGACUAAGGAAAUCAUAAGCUGCAGCAGCCAGAACUGACUCAAACUGCUCAUAAGCUCGUAGGGGCUACGGUGCUUGAUCCCUGCUGUGCUAGAGUAUUUCAGCCAUACUUUCGACGAUGCUUCUGGUUGCAUUGGGUCAGGUGAGGACAGAGGUGGACAGUAAAUAGUUAAGGUACUGGACUCGGACAAUGGAGAAAUACAGUUUCUUUAGUGCUACCACAGAUUGCCUUAGUAACUUUGGACAAAUGACUUAGUCUUCUCCUGCCUCAGUUUCCCAUCAGUGAAAGGGAAAGGAUGUUUCUUCUUGCCUGAUGCAUCUUUUCCAAUGUUGUUCUGGGGGAGAGAAAGAAUGUUUAGAAGCCUACCCAUUUUACCCUGUCUUCAUUCCUUUUAUCUACUUACAGUUUUAAUACUGACUUUAACAUGUACUGAGUCAGACUGGGGCCCUGAAUGUUUAUGAGAAAUUCACCCUGAAGCCAAGAGUUGUUGAGACCAGAGGCUCUUUCUGACUGUGCUUGUACAGCACCUGGCACAAGAGAUCUGGUCUUCUUUGGAGCCUCAAACUGCGAAACCCACUAAUGUGCCUACUGCUGGUGAUGAUGUCCCUUAAUUAUUUUUGGAACAAAGCAAAAUUGAAAUAAAAUAAUGAUGCAUGA
Gymnogyps californianus (California condor) is the source of this 1770-nucleotide messenger RNA. RefSeq names its product glycoprotein Ib platelet subunit beta (gene GP1BB). Bases 233 to 847 code for a protein of 204 amino acids. The record is from RefSeq and is a predicted model, not a curated record. Lineage: Eukaryota; Metazoa; Chordata; Aves; Accipitriformes; Cathartidae. The transcript is spliced from 2 exons.